CUCACCGGUUCUUAAAUUGUUUUGUUAAUAUCUGUGAAAAUCUUAAAAUCAACCCUUCCCUUGAGCUUUUCCUCCACAUGUACGAAGUUCUGCCCGGGACUAGUAAUUGCCCGGGCUUCGUUUAUUUUCAUUCACGUAAUAAGAGGAGUUUUGUGACCGGUCUUCCCCCUAGCCACAAAAGAUGGAAGAAGAGAUUUGUUUUUGUUGAAUUCCCCCCUGACCAAUUUCCUUUCUCUAACCCUGAGUGGGCUGACCGGGUUAUAAAACCUGAAAGGGUUCAUCCGGAGCCCACCAAAGAUCUUGAGGACGCCUGCGAGAAACUUCUCAAGGGUGAUCCUGUGACCGGGAAACCUUAUGCCUAUGGAGGCUGGGUAUUCCGGCUAUCUAAUCCGGAUGGGGGUGAAUCUGCGACCCAUGACGCAGAAGAUGACCGGGCAAACUCCCCGGAUGGUCAUGCUGAGGCCAGUUCUCCUCGUCCAGACAUGAACAUCAACAGGAUGACCACCAUCAUCGAGGAUGACGACGAUGAUGUCCAAGUCCUCCACUCCAACCGGUCUCCUAAUCGCAACUCUCCCUCCCCUCCUCAAAACCUUGGAGUUGAAGGGGCCUCAACUGCUCGGUGCUCUUCCUUUGAUGAUCUCAUUCGAGAUAAGCAGGUUGGAGUCCUAUCUGAAGAGAUUGGCCAGUCACUCAUCGAGCCAACCAACCAGGUCUCCCAACUGAAUCUCCUGCUUGACUCGGCCAAAUCAGAAAUAAAUGACCUGGUCGAGAGGGAGAGAAGGUUAGAAGUAGAGCUGAGGGCCGAGAGGGCCUUGCUGGAGGAGGAAAGGGCCAGAUCUGCCCGGUUGGAGGAGGAAGGCAAGAGGAAGGUUGCUGAGCUUGAAGAGGCGUUGGCCCAAGCUGAAGAGACUGCCCGGUCAAAAGAGGAGGCCUUUCCUGAUGAUGCUGCGAUCUGGGCCGGCUGCCAUCACACUGAAGUCGCCCGGUCCAUUCUCACCAAUCCGGAGGACACCAUGGAUUUUUUCAAGACUAUGUACAAAGAACCGGAGGGCAUGAGGAUGAUAACUGAGAUCGGGUCAUACGGCUUCCAGUGUGGCCAGAAGGAUGAGAGGUCCCUUCUCUAUGCCAGGCUCCAGAAGAGGGACCCUUCAUUUGACCCGGCCAAGAUGAAGCUUCCUCCUUUGUACAAGGAAGAGCCAGCCCCCCCUUUCCCUUUGCAGUAGGUUAGGGUAGAUAAUUUAAAAAAAACUUUGAAUUUUCCCAAGGCCUGGGGGAUGUCCGGCCUACUUCUGACUUGUUUAAUAUUGUCUUUUGUUUGGCAUGGUUUUCAAUUUACCGGCUUGUUUCUUCUUUCAGUUUGCAUGGUUGUCCUUUUCUAUGCAUGGUUAUUGCUUUUCUUUUCUUCUUCUUGAUCGCCUUUGAAUGAACUUCCAAGUCAAUA
This is a messenger RNA of Cuscuta campestris, 1441 nucleotides long. The record is from the annotation of a GenBank genome assembly. Lineage: Eukaryota; Viridiplantae; Streptophyta; Magnoliopsida; Solanales; Convolvulaceae.